Molecule: messenger RNA, 881 nt
Organism: Tarenaya hassleriana
Lineage: Eukaryota; Viridiplantae; Streptophyta; Magnoliopsida; Brassicales; Cleomaceae
Product: 2-isopropylmalate synthase 1, chloroplastic-like
Exons: 5
Coding region: 300-881 (193 amino acids)
Biological process (GO): L-leucine biosynthetic process
Cellular component (GO): chloroplast
Molecular function (GO): 2-isopropylmalate synthase activity
Source: RefSeq, a predicted model, not a curated record
UUCAUCAAUUUUUAUAAAUAUAUCUUCAUGUUUUAAAAAUUUUAUAUAUGAAUAUUGUUGUUUUUCUUAAAUAAAUCCGGAUCCGGAUAUCCGCGAGUACCCGACUAUUAUUCCGGAUACCCGUACCCCGGAUACUCGUAAAUACCAAAUCCCGGAUACAAAUCUCAUAGUUAAAUACCCGAGCCUCCCGGAUCCGAAUCCAAAUCUCUCGAUUUUCCCGGGUAUCCGACCCGUGCCCACCCCUAGUGUGCAACGUUUAACAAGUCGUGAUUGGUUUGGUUGGUCAGUUGGGUUACGAGAUGGACGACACAAAGCUAAACCAUGUUUUCUUGAAAUUCAAAGCUGUGGCUGAACUCAAAAAGAGAGUGACGGACGCAGACCUUGUGGCAUUGGUCUCAGAUGUUGAUACUUGUCGAUCUGAUGAGCCCGCGUGGAAGCUUCUAGAAGUUCAGGUGGUUUGUGGUUCUGGGACAUUGAGUCGAUCAACGGCUAUUGUCACAUUAGUUGAUAAGAAAGGACAAGAACACGUCGCUUGCUCUGUCGGGACUGGACCGAUUGAUUCCGCCUACAAAGCCGUCGACCUCAUCGUUAAAGAAGCUGUUACAUUGUUGGAAUACUCCAUGGAUGGCAUUUCAGAAGGCAUCGACUCCAUUUCAACCAUUCGUGUUUCUAUUCGAAAAAAUUGCCAGUCAACCCAUGAAACCCUUCAAACCUUCGAGGGAAUGGGAGUGGGGACAGAUAUUGUUGUUUCGAGCGUCAAGGCGUACAUUGGAGCAUUGAACAAUAUUAUUAGAAUUUCUAAUAACAAUUUACCAGAAAUAUAUAUAUAUAUAUAUAUAUACACACGUUACAGGUUCUGGGCUAAUGGUCGGCCCAAUUAG